GGGAGGGCGCUUGUGAAGCAGCAAAAGCUGUUCCGAGUCAGCAAUGUGAAGGAGACAGCAAUCCGCCAGGCAAUGCAGCAGGUGCUUGGUAAAGAGGACGUUGGCUUUUGGUCGAUGGAGCAGGAGCAGGCGCUGUGUAACGCCUUGGACCAAAAGCGC
Molecule: messenger RNA, 159 nt
Organism: Macroventuria anomochaeta
Lineage: Eukaryota; Fungi; Ascomycota; Dothideomycetes; Pleosporales; Didymellaceae
Exons: 1
Source: RefSeq, a predicted model, not a curated record